Lichtheimia ornata is the source of this 924-nucleotide messenger RNA. RefSeq lists its product as uncharacterized. The transcript has a single exon. The coding region runs from base 1 to 924 and encodes 307 amino acids. The record is from RefSeq and is a predicted model, not a curated record. Lineage: Eukaryota; Fungi; Mucoromycota; Mucoromycetes; Mucorales; Lichtheimiaceae.
AUGGAGAAAUCGUUUGCAGGCCUUCUGCGUAAUUCACGGUUAGCGAGAUACGAUCGUAAGCUUGCUCAAGUGUACUGUGUCUCUCGAGAGAAUCAGCAAAAGGGCAAUUGGGGCUUGAAGCGCAACCUCCCCAGCGUGAUCCGCACACCAUUUGUGACCAUUUCCGAUUUGGAUACGGCAGAACAUCAAACGCCAUGGCGAUCGGGCACCGACCAGGUUAUGUUUGUGCGUCGUUGGAAGGAGAACUUUGUCAACUCAAAGAAACCGGUUCCUCGGCCCGAACAUGUUGAACACAAUGUGGCUCUUAUGACACCUGCUCAGUUUAAGCACUUUGCCAAACAAGCUGCCAAACGCUCGCCUGAUUUUCAUCAAAAGUUACAAGACAAGGUGUUGAAGAAGGAGCAAAUCUUUGAAUAUCUUGGUGUUACUUUCAACGAUAGCCCAGCAACCGGUGUUGUGGGUCCAACCUACAGUGAGCAUCAAGUGGAGAUGAAUUACCCCGUCCAAGGUCGAUUCCUCAACAAUGAUCGUGAAGGUUAUGCAGUGGGUAUCGGUGGUGUCGUAGCCUUGUGCUUUAAGCGUUACGUUUCCAAUCCUCGAUUGCAUGGUGACAGACGACAACGCAUCUUUUAUGUCGAAGAAGCUUCCAUUGAUCCACAAGGUAGGCCACAUGUGGUCGUCAGCCCAUACAAACCAGGUGUUUCUUCCAUUCCUUCGAUUCUUGGUGGUGAGGACGCCGAGGGUGAUGUGCUAUUAUCAUCAUCAAAUGGCAUGAAGGCUGAGGACCUAUGGAACACAAGCCGGGUACGUCAGGAACGACCGAUGCAGGACAAACCAGAUAAUGUACAAGCAAACCCCAAGCAUAAAGAGUUAAUGGAGUGCCUCGAUGUCUUUACUGAUAAAUACGGCUCAAAAAAGAAUUAG